UGAAGGAAAAAAGAUUUCGCCCUAUACUGAGGACAUGAUAACGUGUUCAGACGAGCUGGACUCUCUGCCUCUCGUUUAAAUUUUAUAUCCCGCUUUUUCCUCGACUUUUUAUUUUAUACGGGGUUUUAACUUAAACGGGUAACCAAUAGAACUUGUACUGUAUACUUUGGAGCUAAUUUCUUUCAUGGAAAAAAAGUAGUUUACGGACCUCUCCGUUAGUCAUACUUCCCCCCCCCUGAAAAAGCGCAAGGGAUACUUUGUUACGGCAAAUGCAGCUUUCAAAUUAAAUACCAACAUAUUACAAAACACGAGUCAAGAUGGAGCAAAGGCUACUUUCUAUAACCAUAUUGUUAGGGGUCCUAUAUUUCUGUCAUGCCCAGCAAGAGGGCAGCGAUUGCAUAAAGGCCAAUGCACAGUCAUGUGGUGAAUGCAUCCAGGUGGCGGAGAAAUGUGGAUGGUGUACUGAUCCAAACUUCCUGAAGCAGGGAGACUCCAAGUCAGCUCGCUGUGAUGAGUUGGAGGCCCUGAUCAAGAAGGGCUGCUCCAAGACUAUGAUCGAGAACCCUCGGGGCAGCACCAAGGUCCUCCAGGACAAGCCUGUCACCAACCGCAAGAAGGACCCUGCUGGCCAGCCGAUCACCGACCGCAAGAAUGACACUGUCAUCAUUCAGAUCCAGCCCCAGAAACUCGAACUCAACCUCCGAUCGGGUGAGCCCCAGACCUUUAAGUUGAAGUUCAAGCGGGCAGAAGACUACCCAAUUGACCUCUACUACUUGAUGGACCUAUCGUUCUCCAUGAAAGAUGAUUUGGAGAAUGUCAAGAACCUGGGGACUGCCCUGAUGCACGAGAUGCAGGGGAUCACCUCGGACUUCAGAAUUGGUUUCGGCUCGUUUGUGGAGAAGACGGUAAUGCCCUACAUCAGCACCACCCCGGCCAGGCUGAUCAACCCCUGCACAAGCAACGAGAACUGCACCAGCCCCUUCAGCUAUAAGAACGUCCUGAAGCUGACGGAUGAUGGGAGUAAAUUCAAUAGCCUGGUCAGCCAGCAGCAGAUCUCUGGAAACCUGGACUCUCCCGAGGGAGGCUUCGACGCCAUCAUGCAGGUGGCCGUCUGUGGGAAAGACAUCGGCUGGAGGAAUGUCACUCGUCUGCUGGUGUUCUCCACUGACGCAGGCUUCCACUUUGCUGGAGACGGCAAGCUAGGUGGCAUCGUUCUGCCCAAUGACGGAAAGUGUCACCUGGAGAACAACAUGUACACAAUGAGCCAUUACUAUGACUAUCCUUCCAUUGCCCAUUUGGUCCAGAAACUGAGUGACAACAACAUCCAGACAAUUUUUGCAGUUACUCAAGAAUUCCAGCCCGUUUACCAGGAACUGAAGAACCUCAUCCCCAAAUCUGCAGUCGGAACCCUGUCUUCAAACUCCAGCAACGUCAUCAAGCUCAUUAUCGAUUCUUACAAUUCCCUGUCAUCUGAAGUCAUUCUGGAGAACACUAAGCUGCCCGAAGGCGUGUCCAUAUCGUACAAGGCUAACUGCAAGAACGGUGUGGUCGGAACAGGAGAGAAUGACAGGAAAUGCUUCAACAUCUCCAUUGGAGAUGAGGUUUCCUUUGACAUUGCCAUUGAGUCAAAGAAGUGUCCAUCUGAUCGCAAGUCACAGACCAUUAAGAUCAAGCCGCUGGGUUUUGCAGAGGAAGUGGAGAUCACCCUCAAUUUCAUCUGCGAAUGUGAAUGCUCCCUAACCGGAGAACCUGUUAGCAAGGAAUGCCACAAUGGCAACGGUACCUUUGAGUGCGGAGCCUGCAGGUGCAACGAGGGCCGCAUCGGCAGGAAGUGCGAGUGCAGCACCGACGAGGUGCGGACAGACGACCUGGACGCCAAUUGUCGGAAGGACAACGGCACAGACAUAUGCAGCAACUACGGUGACUGUGUGUGUGGAACGUGUGAGUGUAAGAAGAAGGACAACCCCGAGGAACGCUACAGCGGGAAAUUCUGCGAGUGUGACAACUUCAAUUGCGACCGCUCCAACAACAAACUCUGCGGAGGGCACGGGCGCUGCGAGUGCCGGGUAUGCAUCUGCGACCCCCUCUACACAGGCAGCGCUUGCGACUGUUCCCUGGACAACUCCACCUGCAUGGCGGCCAACCAGCAGAUAUGUAAUGGCCGAGGGACCUGCGAGUGUGGCGUCUGCAAGUGCACCAACCCCAAGUUCCAGGGCUCCACCUGUGAGAUCUGCCCCACGUGCCCUGGGGUUUGCCCCGAGCACAAGGAUUGCGUUCAGUGCCGGGCCUUCCAAACAGGAGAGAAGAAAGACUCAUGCGAAGCCGAAUGUGGAUACCUUCAUGUAAUCACUGUGCCGGAGCGGGAAAAUCUGCCCCAGCCGGGCGGACAGACCUACUCUUUCACUCACUGCAAGGAGAGGGACGCCAACGACUGCUGGUUCUACUACACCUACGGCGUCCGGAAUGACAGCCAGAAGGAGGUGUACGUGGUCAAGAAGCUGGAGUGCCCAGCCGGCCCGGACAUCAUCCCCAUCGUGGCUGGCGUGGUGGCCGGCAUCGUGCUGAUCGGCCUGGCCCUGCUGCUCAUCUGGAAGCUGCUCAUGAUCAUCCACGACCGCAGGGAGUUUGCCAAGUUUGAGAAGGAGAAGAUGAACGCAAAGUGGGACACGGGUGAGAAUCCUAUCUACAAGAGUGCUGUAACAACGGUGGUCAAUCCAAAAUACGAAGGCAAAUGAUGGCACCUCCUCUUUGUCAUUAGAACACUGUAUGCAAAACGAUAUGGGAGGUAGGGGUGUUUUUUUUUUUAUGUUCACUCUGUUUUUGUAGUCACCAAAUGAUAGCAAUUUUGCCACUAUUUCAAUGUUUUACCAACUUUUUUUCUAUGCAUCAUUUGAGUUGAAAAAUUGUACAGAAUGUAUAAACUUGGGUUUUUACUCUUUUUGUGAUCUCUGAAAGAAUGUUUUAAAACAGAUUUUGUAUUUCUGGCACAGGACUGGCAUGAUCUUUAAAGGUGUGGGUGUGCCUUUAACUGUGGAGCCAUUAUUUCUGUUUUGAGGGUGACAUUGGAUGUCAGUGCGGGACGAUAUGUAGCGAUAACAGUUUAUUAGGACAGCAAUAACUUGUAUGUACGGCAAUGGGUUUUGCAUUAAGUCAUAUUUUAGUCACAGAAAUUGGUCUGAAAGCAAUGGUAUGUUUUUCAUCAAUGUAUUAACCCGAACAAUCAAUUGAAUUUUCUUUUUUGGAUAUUUGUCAUAUUUCUGAACCUUUCUAAAUGCAGUGACCUUAAUGUACAGGAGUAUUAUGGGCUCCAGGUUUUUUUUUUUUUUUUUUUUUUUUUUAAGAACUCAGGUCCCUAUUCAACUCCUUAUUAAUAGCAAUGCCAAAUAUUACAUCACUCACUGCCUUAUUUGUAAUAAAAAUGUCUUUUGGGUUUAAGUGUAUGUCUUUACAAAAAUUCUGAAUGGGGUUCAGAAUAUUUUUCUCCUGUUUACUUCUUGUAAUUAUUUUCUAAGAUGGUUUGAUCAGAUGAUUCUUCCAUUGAAUAAUGAUUGCAUUUCAAUUAUAAGGAUCAGUGUUAAGGGAACGAUGUUAGUCAGGUCUUAUAAUUUCAACCAUCCCACAAAUAUCACACUCUUUGUUUUUAAAGUGCCUUUUUAUUUCAUUGUCACGUUCACAUUUUGCAAUACUUUAUUUGAAAAAUUAUUUAUUAAAGUUUCAAAACAAA
This is a messenger RNA of Esox lucius (northern pike), 3724 nucleotides long. RefSeq names its product integrin beta-1. Gene Ontology annotation, molecular function: collagen binding involved in cell-matrix adhesion; integrin binding; fibronectin binding. Gene Ontology annotation, biological process: cell-matrix adhesion; cell adhesion mediated by integrin; integrin-mediated signaling pathway. The coding region runs from base 318 to 2735 and encodes 805 amino acids. The transcript has 15 exons. The record is from RefSeq and is a predicted model, not a curated record. Lineage: Eukaryota; Metazoa; Chordata; Actinopteri; Esociformes; Esocidae. Gene Ontology annotation, cellular component: focal adhesion; cell surface; integrin complex.